AUGCCUUACCUCUAGCGGGCCCCAGGGCCUCAGGUGCCCCCCGCCCCCAAGGAUGCCUGCAUCACCCACUCCUCGGGCCAGAGCUUGGAGGAGCUGAGGUAGGCAUGUCUGCAGAAGGGCGUUCUGUUUGAGGAUGCAGACUUCCCAGCCAACAGCUCCUCUCUCUUCUAUAACGAGAGGCCCCAGCUCCCCUUCGUGUGGAAAUGGCCGGGGGAAAUAGUGAAAAGCCCAGAAUUCUUUCUUGGAGGGGCCACCAGGACAGACAUCUGCCAGGGGGAGCUUGGCGACCGCUGGCUGUUAGCUGCCGUUGUCUCCCUUACGCUUAAUGAAAAAGCACUGGCUAGAGUUGUCCCCCAGGACCAAAGCUUCGGCCCGGGUUAAGCAGGGAUAUUCCACUUCCAGUUCUAGCAGCCCAGCCAGUGGCUGGACCUGGUGAUCGCUGACCGGCUGCCCACCUUCAGGGACCGCUUGGUCUUCCUGCACUCCGCCAACUGCAGCGAGUUCUGGAGCACCUUGCUGGAGAAAGCCGACGCUAAGCUGAACGGGAGCUACGAGGCUCUGAAGGGGGGCAGCGCCAUCGAGGCCACAGAGGACUUCACCGCGGGCGUGGCAGAGACCUUCACAACCAAGGAGGCUCCCGGGAACUUCUCUGAGAUUCUAGACAAGGCCUUAAAGAGGGGCUGUCUGGUGGGCUGCUCCAUUGACAUCAGAAAUGCUGCAGAAUCUGAAGCCCGGACACCUUUUGGUCUCAUUAGCGGUCAUGCCUACACAGUGACGGGCAUUGACCAGGUAAACUUCCGAGGCCAGCAAAUAGAGCUCAUCAGAGCCCGGAACCCUUGGGGCCAAGUUGAGUGGACUGGGUCCUGGAGUGACAGUUCUUCUGAGUGGCAUUCCGUUGGCCCAGCCGCGCAAAAGCGCCUGUGCCACACUGCUCUGGAUGAUGGGGAGUCCUGGUACGAAAGGGACAUCAAAUUCAAGAAGCUAAGCCUGACUUCCUGUAAAAACAUCAUUUCUCUAAUGGACACCAGUGGCAAUGGGAAGCUAGUGUUUGGUGAAUUCAGAGUGUUCUGGGACAAGCUGGAGAAGUGGACAAACCUUUUCCUUCAGUUUGAUGCUGACAAAUCUGGCACCAUGUCCUCCUACGAGCUGCGGACCGCCCUGAAAGCCAUGGGCUUCCAGCUCAGCUCUCCCCUCUUGCAGCUGAUCUUUCUCAGGUACACAGACCAGGAGCGCCAACUGGGCUUUGAUGACGUCCUCAACUGCCUGGUCCGGCUGGAGACUGCAAGCCAUAAGUGUCCAGGGGGGCUGCGGAUGUUCCAGGCCCUCGGCACGAAGAACAAGGAGUUCAUUCAUCUCAACAUAAACGAGUUCAUCAUCCUGACAAUGAACACUUGA
Messenger RNA from Lipotes vexillifer (Yangtze River dolphin), 1395 nucleotides. It is a transcript of the gene CAPN9, whose product is annotated as calpain 9. Lineage: Eukaryota; Metazoa; Chordata; Mammalia; Artiodactyla; Lipotidae. The transcript has 14 exons. Gene Ontology annotation, molecular function: calcium ion binding; calcium-dependent cysteine-type endopeptidase activity. Gene Ontology annotation, biological process: proteolysis. Gene Ontology annotation, cellular component: cytoplasm. The record is from RefSeq and is a predicted model, not a curated record.